AUGUCACAUCUAUUCCCAUCUGAUAGAUCACUACUUUAUCCUCAAUUCGAGACAUACAAAUUACGACCUCUUGAUACCGAAACGGAUUUAGCUGUUUAUCCAUUACCUGGAUCUGGAGCUACUCAAAGUAGAUUUGGAUAUAGUUCCAACCAUUUGAGUUUCAAAGAAGUCCGCUCGAGGAUUUCAUGGGAUCAUUUAAGUGUUGGACAAGGUGCAAGAGGUGUUUAUGUGGAUAAGGAUUGGAAUGUCAUUGGAUUCGUCAUCAAUGAAGACCUUUCUCCUACAUUCACUAAAUUAGCUUCAUUACCUAUACCGAUAUCAUCAACUACGAGUACUCAGCAAAGCGAAUACCCAUCUGUAUUACCUUUGACCCCUAGAACUUGGGGAAUAUCAAGUGGUUCAGGUUCAUUAUAUAUACUUGAAACUACACUACCUCAUGAGUCUACAUUUCAAGGAAGGUUCAUAGCGAGAUAUGAUUUGUCUUCAUUCAACUCUACUUCUUCUGGCGGCCAACCAUCAUCAUCAACCUCACCAUCACCUUCACCAUCACCAUCCCCAUUUCUCUUACGUGCAUCUCAUCAAAUCUCAGAUACUCAAGUGAAGUUAUUAAUUGCAAGAUCAAUCAAACCUGAGCCCAGUGAGAAGGUUAAAGGAAAAGGAAUUGUUCAAGCUCAAUUAACUAAAUUCCAAUUAAUCGAAAUCAAUUUAAACCCUACUUUGAAAAACGAUAUUGGUAUCGAUAUCGAUCAAGGUGAGAUACAGGAUGUGAAUGUUGCUUGGAUAUUACAAAGUGGUGAUUUACCUAUUUAUUGUAAAUGGUCGAAUGACGGAUGGAUGAUAUUAUCUUCUGAACAAUACACAUCGCCUUCAUCUGUCAACGAUGCUGAUCAAGGUGAAGCAGAGAUGGAUGGGGAGAGAAAAGAAAUGACUUCAAAAUCUGGAUUAGGCAAAUCGUCAUUAUCAGUAUCACAAGAACAGAAUGAAAAGAACAAAAUGGACAUCGAAGAUUCAAGUAUAUAUCCAUAUAAAUGGACACAGGAUUCAGACUCGAUUAACAUGAUCAUACCUCUUCCCAGCGGAAUAAAACGUCAAGACCUAAAUAUAACAUUCACUUCAUCGACAUUUUCAAUCAGUCUUGAUUCUUCUGCUAUACCCUCAGACACCAUCUCGACUCAGUUGAACAAGUUCUUAUCGAAAAGUCAAAGAUCAUUUUGGACGACAAUAGAAGUAGAUUCUUCAUCAUGGACAUUUGAUCCUGUUAAAUCACAAGUUGAAAUUGAUUUAACUAAAAUAGAUGAAAAUGUUAGAUGGCCAUCUAUAUUUUCCCCUUCCGAGAAUGAUUUCAAUGAAAGCGAAGAUGAGGAAGAGGAAGAUGAAGAUGAAGAUGAAGUUCCUGAAACGUUAUCUGAAUCAACUUUGGCAGCAGUAAGAGAAAGUUUCAAUAAUAUCAAAACUAGAAAUGAUGAUACUCGAGAUGAGAGGAACGAGCCAACAACGAACCAUUUAGCUAUGCCAGCUCUUUUAAGGGAAGAAAUGGAUUUCGAUUUAGAUGAUGAUGAUGAUGGUCAAGAAUAUGAUCAAGAUGAUUUAGGUGAUGGUCAUAAUGGAGAAGUAUCAAUGUCAAGUGGUUCAAGUAAAGUUGGAAAAGAAGUUUUUAUAGGUUUUAUUAAAGAUGGUAUACCGACUUUCAGUAAAAAUACUACUACAGUCCUCUCAAUUCCCUUAUCUACCUCGUCAGCCUAUUCCUUCGACAAAAGUGAUGAGACUUCGGCAGAAGAGAAGGAAGAAUCACUAGAAGAAGGGAUUAUAAUCAAAUCUGCUGUUGAUGGAUUACUGUUUUCCACUAAAGGUUCACAGGGACAACGAGAUAUAACCAAGAAACCUUGGAAACACAUAUCGACAAAUCCAGCUUUGGCAUUUGUUCUAUCCAGUAAAAGAGAUUUACGAUUCACAAGACAUUUAACUAUUAAUACCAAUACAAAUCCCAACUCGAAUUCUCAAUCUCAUUCACAGGAUGAUGUCUCACCUACAUCACCAUCUUCAACUAAAGGACAGAAAAUAGAUAACAUGGACACUCAGACGACACUGUUAGCUUUCGAUUCUGGGAGUUCAAUAGGUCAGGGAAACUUAUACGUCUACUAUUCACCUCACAGUAAAACUGAAGCUAGACAAGGUGUCAUACCUGUCAGUGGUGGUGAUAAAGGUGCAUUACUAGGUGUAGGUGUAGUAAAGGUAAAGGGAAAAGAGAGGGUGGUAAUACUUUGUGAAAAUGCUUUGGUGGUUCUGAAGGGAGUUAUCUAA
Kwoniella shivajii is the source of this 2301-nucleotide messenger RNA. RefSeq lists its product as uncharacterized. Lineage: Eukaryota; Fungi; Basidiomycota; Tremellomycetes; Tremellales; Cryptococcaceae. The transcript is spliced from 2 exons. The record is from RefSeq and is a predicted model, not a curated record. Bases 1 to 2301 code for a protein of 766 amino acids.